Cyanistes caeruleus (blue tit) is the source of this 9193-nucleotide messenger RNA. NCBI's taxonomy places the organism in Eukaryota, Metazoa, Chordata, Aves, Passeriformes, Paridae. The record is from RefSeq and is a predicted model, not a curated record.
GGAGAGUUUCUGAGCCGCUCUUUGCCCGAUUUUGACGCAAGAAGCGGUGCAGAAAAUCGGGGCUGUCCCGCCUGGGCGUCGCUGCGGUGAAACUCCUCGGAACUGUGACAACUCAAAAAUACUAACAAACAUAUAACCCCAGUGAAACAGAAACUGUUCUUGGAGACCCCCAAAAGCAGAAAGACUUAAGUUUGAAAACAGAUUUUACGGGACGGGAAAAGCGGCCAUGAAACUUUCUGGCAGCAAAUUCAAAGUGCAGAACUGAUGGAACGGGGAUUUUGGGAGGGGAAGUGGGUGGUGAAUAAAGAGAGGGCUAAAUAAAACCCUCCAAAAGUGCGGCUCGGGUACAGGUGGGGAUCUCUGGGGCAGUCUGAGCGCUCUUUGGUGUGGGGAUGGAGAUGUGUUCCGUGUCCCAGAUGUUGCACAUCUGCAUUCCAGAUAAACCAGUGGAAACUGCCGAGCUCCUACAGAGAGUAUCCUGUGCUACCCAGAGGGUUUUGCUACUGCUGUUUGCAAACAUCUGUCCUGCUUUUGGCCCAGUUAAAAUAAUCAUACAGAGCCGUGCUGGGGCUGGAGCUGGAGCUGCAGGAAUGCUGAAGUGUCCCGUGUUAACCUGCAGCAGGUCCAGCCUUUGGCUGAAUUGUGCCCACACUGAACCUGUCGGUAGAAAGUUGGAGGCUUCAGGUCAGGAGUGGAGUUCAGGGGCAAACAGGGCUCUGGUGGAUCAGAACCAAGGUCUGAUGGUGCCAGAUCUGGGGUUCUGUGUUAGGAAUGGGGAAGUGGCUCUUGACUUUUGCCAGUUUGCUUCAGCUGUUCUGUUUUCCUUUGUGCUGAAAACAAAUACACAGAAUUGCCUUCAAGACUGCAAGUUCUGAGUCUUGGGGAGGGAAAGAUCAGUUUCCUGGAGCUGAAUUGGAGCUGAAGCAGCUUGAGAGCUCUGAAAAUCAGGUUGUUGUUACCACUUCAGGCAUUCAGAAUCAGGCCCCCAGCAUUAGACCAGUGUCGAUGAUCUUCCCUUUCCUCCUGCUCCCUUUGAGUAGUGGGGAAGGGCUGGGAAGGACCUUAAGCUGUGAGGAAACAAUUCUGCCAGCAGAUAAACCUUCAUGCUUGGAGUGUUCUGAGAUGAGCAGCCUGCACUCCCAUAAAACAUGGAAUUGGUCCACAGACUCCUCUGGGCUGUUUUGCAGUGGUGUAACUUUUGCCCUGUGUUCAGUCCCAGCCAUUACACUUCUGCUCCUUUCCCAGCAGUAACAUUCCCUCACAGAAACAGCUUCACUUCUAUUGAUUCCUCCUAAUAGCAGAGAAUCCACAAAGCGCCACGUUAUUUAUUAGACUGAAAAAUACCAAAUAGUAAUGUGUUGUUUUAUAUUAGAUGAUCAAGUAUAAGAGCCCUCAGUACUGUGGUUAGUGGGUCUGGCUGGAAUGUUCAGCUGGAACAUGAUAACUGGCUGCCCAGAGAGCUGCUUUGUCCUGAAGAUGCCAAAUAUGUGUAUAUAUAUGUAUAUAUUUCUGUUUAAUCCUUUUUCCCUCUCCCUCUUCCUGCUCUAUUCCAAUUCUUGCAUGCACAAAAUACAUUUUUCCUUAAUACCAUUCAAGAACAUCUCUGGAAGGACAGAUUAUUUCUGAAGGGUUUAUGUGGAUUUCAUAUUACCAAACCUGCUCUAUUGAGCUCUGUUGUAAAGGAAGAUGCAGUCCUGAUAGUAAAUUCUGCAUUUCCUGAGCUUAGGAAUGAGGAAUAGAGCUGUGGGAUGAAACUGGAGGUUGCCCCAUGAUCAGCCAGGCCUCACCCCCAGGUCAGGGACUGUUAGUAAAGAUGCUUGUUGUUUUUCUAAUACAAAUUAAUGUGUUCUGGGCUUGGGUUUGGGUUUGGGCAUCGCCAGCUCACCUGGCCGCAGGUGCGUGGUGAGAUUAUGGCAGGAGGGAGCCAGAGCCUCUGUCUGCAGCGGUUUGGGCAGAACCAGAACUGUUUAUUUGUGUGCAGGAGCAUCACUGCCCCAGAGACCUCUGCUCCUGCAGUGCCAGGGGUCCCUUCCCAGCACAGGAACUGUCUGGAGCUUGCAGGUCUCCUUCCCCUGACCUUCUGCCCUGGCGCUGAGCUGUCCCACCAGCCUCAGCCCUGGGAUUCUGCACUGGGAUGCUGCUGCUCCUGCAGUGUUUGAGGGAAGUGAACUUCCUGCAGGAAGCUGAGUCCACUUAGAAUUAUCAUUUCUUCAGAAUGGGAUAUUUUCCUUUGUGUUGAAAUGAAAACUGUGCUCUGUCUCCUUGGGGCUGCAGAAAAGGACAUGAGCCUUUCAGAAGCAAGUCCAGCAUCUUUGAAGCUUUAAGAAAUACAAGCUUUAGAUAAAGAGAGGGAAGAACAUUUGGGAUGAAGCUUUGAUAGGGUGCUAGAGGCAGGAUUCUGAGGCCAGGAAGCACACAGGAGGAGAAGCCAGAGAAACUCCAUUCAGCAAGGAGCCCAGUUUCACAGCGAAGCAAGUGCUUUCAGACUCAUGUUUCUGUGAAGUGCAGAUGGCUUAGGAAAGAUCUCAGACUAAUGAAGUGCUUGGAAUAAAGGCUUUAGAGCAGAGCUUGCAAAUGCAACCACCUUUGACUUGCCUCUUUCAUUCUGGAGUUCAGUGGCUCCAUAAUGCACACAGCAAAGAAGAUCAAGGAGUGAGUAAUCUUUGCAGCUAUUUGCUCAUCAGAAAAGUGUUUUUUUAGUUGGUUUGGUUUGGGGUUUUUUUGAUGCUUGGUUGCAUUUGCAGGUCAGGAGUAAUAAAAGAUGCACAGUGACACUAUUUAACACACUUUAAUAAUUUUAUCUGGACCAAUAAAGUGUUCCUGUGUUGCCUGUGUUUCGAGCUUCAAGGAUGAAUCUCAGGAGUCUGCCACAUAUCAUUCCUUUUCCAAAGCUGCCCUGUGUGUGUCUGGAUGGGUUUUCUAGUUCUUCAUCUGGAUUUGCUGUGAUGUCUUUAGCAGGACAGGCUGUGUGAGUGCAGGGCUGUGCUGGAGCAGGGGUGGGUGCCAAACCCCUCCCUGCUCCCCUUGGUGGCACAGGGAGAUGGGAAUGGGGGCUAUGCUCAGCUCAUCACAGGCUGUUCCUGUCACUGCUCAGGGUCACACAGAGUCACAUUCCUUCCCUGCUCCAGCAGGGAAUUCCUCUCCCAGGAGACAGUUUGUCAUGAACUUCUCAAAGCUCUCUACAAACUGUUGCACCGUGGGUCAUUCUUCCCUGGGCUCAGCCCUUCAGGCUGUUCAGCAUCACUCACUCUGUAAAUCACCAGUUUCCUUUCAAUAAAUUACUGUUUCAGCAGAGCUCCCUCUCAGAUUGUAUCAUGGAGUCAGUGAGGUUGGAAAAGACCUUUAAGAUCAUCAAGUCAACCAAGAUGUGCCUGAGAGUGCUACUGGAGACCAGUGCUCCAAAAUGAAAUCAUUACAAAUAAAGUGGGUUUUCUCUACUGAGGUGGUGUGGCAGCUCUCAGCUGAUAGUUCCUUCCCUCACAAUUGGAUACUGAGUGUCAGUUAAUGAAAGUUUGUAAAGGACUUUGACAGAACACAUUGCCUGAAAGGUGUUUCAACAUUUUGAUUUAGAAGUUGUGUUUUUCUUUACCUCUGCAGUGCCCAGACAAGCCGUGCCCUGCUCCGAUUCCCAAACCUGUGAGCAAAUGGAUUACUUUGAGAAUGGAAAGCUUUGUGCUCAGACAGGCUCCCAGCAGCACAGGGAGAGCAGUGGCUGUCAGGUGGCUGAGGCUGGCAGACCUGUCAGACGUCUCCGGAGGAAGAGAAGAUUGCCUUUGGAUUCGGAGGAUGAGGAGGAAAACACGUGUGAGGAUGAGGAGAAGAAUAAAUCAAAUAAUAUGAAAAGCCGCAGAAACACUAAACCAAUAAAACAAGUGCUUCCUGGAAAGAAGAAGGUAUGGAACUGGUCUUCCUACUUGGAAGAGGAACAGAUGCCAGCUGCUCCCCAAAAGCUGUUCAGAGAGUAUCAGUCAUUCCCACAAGGCCGAAAUGGAUUUAAAGUUGGAAUGAGAUUGGAAGGGGUGGAUCCUGAACACCCCUCUCGAUUCUGUGUCCUCACAGUGGCCGAGGUCCAGGGGUACAGGAUGAGACUGCACUUCGAUGGUUACCCAGAGUGCUACGACUUCUGGGCUAAUGCUGAUUCCUCAGACAUCCAUCCUGUGGGCUGGUGUGAAAAAACAAGCCAUAAGCUGCUCCCUCCUAAAGGUUUCAAGGAGGGAGAAUUUAAUUGGACUUCCUAUCUGAAGAACUGCAAAGCUCAAGCAGCUCCAAAAAGCCUUUUUAAGACCCUCAGCAGUCCUGUCACACCUUCUGGCUUUCGUCUGGGAAUGAAACUGGAAGCAGUGGACAAGAAGAACCCCUCACUGGUUUGUGUUGCCACCGUCACGGACAUGGUGGAAAACCGGCUGCUGAUCCAUUUCGAUAACUGGGAUGAGAGCUAUGACUACUGGUGUGAAACGAGCAGCCCAUAUAUCCGUCCUGUCGGCUACUGCCAAGAAACUGGAACCCCACUGACAACACCACCUGGAUACAGGGAUUCCAAAGCCUUCUCAUGGGAGAAAUACCUGGAAGAAACUAAUUCCCAAGCAGCCCCAGCAAGAGCAUUUAAAGUGCGUCCUCCUCAUGGAUUCCAGGUUAAUAUGAAGUUAGAGGCUGUGGACAGACGAAAUCCCAUCUUGAUAAGAGUGGCAACAAUCGUUGACAAAGACAACCACCGUGUUAAGAUACAUUUUGAUGGCUGGGACCAUCACUAUGAUUUCUGGGUGGAUGCAGACAGCCCUGACAUCCAUCCUGUGGGCUGGUGUGACAAAACUGGACAUGCUCUGCAGGUCCCUCUAGGUGCUGAAGAUCCAGAGGGAGCAGUGGGACAGGCGUGUCCUACUCCGGGGUGCCAGGGGAUCGGGCACGUCCGGGGCCCCCGCUACGGAACACAUUACACCUUAGUUGGCUGCCCAUACUCUGAUGUGAACCUCAGCAGAGAAAACCUGUUACAGGACCGGCUGAGUGGGGAGAGACCUUCCCCUGGGAACAGCAUGCAGAAAGCCAGGAGGCUGGACACCCCUGGCCCAUUGCUGGGAGCAGUGGAAUCUUCUCAGAGUGGCUCUUCACAAUCCAGAAAAUCUGCACCAGACAGUGAAAAGUGGUGUCAAAGCAGCAUCCACACUCCAUCAGAGCAAUCAGAAAACAGUCAGGAGAGAGGCUGGGGAGAGGAGGAUUCCUCUGCAGACAUCAAAGCCACACCAAAAAUGCUUGGGUGCUCACAUGCCUAUAUCAAGUUUCAGUUGGUGAAACAGGAGAACAAUGGGAAAGGCCCUGAUUUGGAUCUCCAGCAGGCCCUCCACCAGUCUAUCUUCAUGCCUUCCCUGGCCUCUAACCCGACCCACCGCCUGCAUCUCUUCUGGGAGCAGCACUGCAGGCUCCUGCCGGAGGUCUCGGGCCUGACAGCCAAACAAGUUGCCAAAUGGACUGUGGAGGAGGUGGUGAGCUUUAUCCAGCGUUUACCUGGCUGCAAAGAACAAGCCUCUGUGUUCAGGGAAGAGCAGAUUGACGGAGAGGCCUUCCUGCUCCUCAAGCAGAACGACAUUGUUAAAAUCCUCAGCAUCAAGCUGGGCCCUGCCCUCAAGAUCUACAAUGCCAUCCUCAUGUUCAAGUCUGCAGAAGACAACUGAGAGGAGGCCUUUGACAGAGCCAGCAGGAAUUAACCAGGAAUGGAUCUUCAGCUGUGAGCAUUGCAACACACCUGACAGGUGGAUGGGGACUCGGAUGUAUUUUAAGUAGAACUUAGUAAAAAUGGUUUAAGGUUAUAAAAAUCCUGCCACAGUCUGGAAUAUGGGGCAGCUUCACUUCCAAGAAGACGAUAUUAUUAUAUUUUGUAAUUGAAUUUGGUUUUGAUAUAUCAAUCUCUUUUUGAGAUCGAGAAGAAACCUCCAGUUCUAAGGGGAAUCCAGGGUAGCAGUGGUGGAGCUGCAGGAGCAAGAAGAAAGUUUUGAGUAAAACUGGCUUUGUGUCUAGUGAUAGUGCCUGAAAGACUGACUGAUCCCGAGCAAGACUAAUAUGUUCUGUGUAAUAAAAGAGAGAGGAAAAAGAUGUUCUUCAAAACAACUCCCCCAUAUCCUUCACUGCUGUGACUCAGGAGCUGACCUUUUCAGGACUGAUUGUUAAAUUCCACUUUUUCCUGCUGAUCCUGGUUGUUGUGGUACCCUUGGCUCCUGAGCUGCUUGCACAGGAAGGGAGCAUGGGCAGAGGAUUUCCAUCAGGGAUAGCUUGCACAAUGUCCUCAUUCCUGUCAUUCCCUGUCAGGAGGCAGGGGCAGUGCAGGUGGCUUUGGGCAGGCAAAGAUCCCAUAAGGGCAUCUGCUGCUGAGACAAAGAGAUGUAUUUUAGCUGUAAUUCUCCCAUCAGUGCUUUUUGUGCAGCUGCUUCUGGGCCAGGAACAUCUUCUGGCAAAAUGGCACAACCAGGAGCACUUGGGGACUGGUGUGUGUUUGUUCUUGACUUCUCCUGUCAGCCAAGUCCUAGGAACAGGAGUUGGAAAGCCAGCAGUGUGUGUGUGUAAACAGAUUGCCUAGAAACAAAUGGCUUUUCUUUUGAACCAUCCAAACUGAUGGAUGUGAAGUGCUUUGGCCUUCUCCCCCUGAGGUGUUCUGCCAGAGAUGGAGGGCCAGGCAGCAGCUCCUCUGCCCCUGGGAGCGGGGCAGGCACAGCACACAGGGGGGUGAGAUUGGAGAGGAGUCAGGAUUUAAACAGCAAAAUUGGGGAACAGUUAUUUCCCAAAAGAGAGAGAGCUGCUGUGUGUGGAGAAGGGAGCCUGGGGCUGCGUUGCUGCACGUUCCUGUGCUGGGAGCACGGCUGGUUCCUGCUCCAGCAGCCCUGGGGAGCACUGGGUGUGUGAGCUGGAGCUGCCAGAGGCAGGUUCUGCCCGGCUGUGUGGGUGUCUCAGGGCACUGCAUGGUGAUGUGAUCCAUCCACAGGCACCCCAAACUGCCUUGGCAUCUCUGCAGCCGCGUGGCUCCCCAGGAGCUGUCGGGAACAGAGCGAACACGCUGUCCAUGCCUGCGUGCUGACACAAGGAACACACGUGUUCCCCCUUCCUGCAUCACCCACGUCCUUUGUCCUGUCCUUCUGCUGCUGACAAGGUUCUGGUGACUGGUCUGAAGCAGAAGGUUCCUUCAAAUUGUAAAUAGAAUCCACACCACUGAAGCCAUUCAGUCCUGGAAUAAUAUUUAGAGCAGUUUGUUUCUUUUUUUUUUUUUAAUAAGAAUUUCAGGAUUUUAAGCCUUCACAGAGAAGACACAGGUUUGGUGGGAUAUUUACCAUUAAAUAUCAGCCAGGCAGCAGCGGGGGAGAAAUUUAUUGCAGUGUUAGGGAGUAGGCAAGGGUGAAUUUAGUUUAUUAAAAUACAUUUCUAGUAUGAUAACCAGGAUAUUCACCAAAGAGUCACAUUCCUUUAUCCUGCUCUGCACAUCCAGCAUUAGGACUUGAAUUGUAAGUGGCAUGUCUUGUCCUCUGACAGAACUCGCCUCCUGGGCAAAGCAAAAUUGUUUCUUGACAACUGGAGCAGAGGAUCCAGGGCUGGGCUGUUUAUUCCUGGCUCUCCACUGACUUGGGAAAUAACCCUGAGCCCUUCCUUGCCCCAGUUUCCACCCAGCCAGGUGGGGCAAGUGCAAUUUUGCCUUUUUCUUGUUUCAGGCAAGCAGGUCCUGCCAGAUUUUCUGUUUUACCUCCUUCAUUUGGGAGCCUGAGUUGGGGGACAGCAGAUUGCCUCUAGCAAUAAACCAAGAUACAAUAUUAAUUCCAUUUCUUUUACUAUAUAUAGAUGGAGGAUGAAGAGAAUUGGUUAAACAAGCAAUGAGAUUCUAGUCAGUGAAAUUAUUCAAACAGAAGAGAAAUCUUUAAUCCUUGGGGCUUCCGAGCCAGCUGGAUCAAAGAGGAAAAUGUGUGCUUGGAGGUUGUUCAGUGACAGCCAGCACAGGCUUUCAGCAGGGGGGAAGGAGGAACCUUUUAGGGAUGGAAGAAGGAGGAAUGUGCUUCUUGUGCCUUUUUUGUAAUCUGAUAAUUGUCUUUGCAGAGCAAGCAAGAAUGUGCACACAUCUAUUACUCACUCCUUUCCCAAAUAUAGCUGUAUUCCAAUAAAAUCCAGCAACUUCACAGGAUAAAAAGAGUUCCAGUGUCUUCACUGGACACAUUUAAAACUCCCUGAUAUUUACAAGAUAGAAAAAACCUAAACCAGCCCAUCCUUUAGCCCCAUAACUCCAGAAUCCAUCAGCUGUGUCAGGGGGUGCUGCUUUCCAGAGCGUCCUGGUGAGUUGUUCCUGCUGCCUGUCCAAGCUCUGCUGCUGUGGCACAGCCAGACCUCUGCAGAGGCCUUUGGUUAUCUGAUGCCUUCUGUAAUUUCAAAUGUGCACUUUGAAGCAAAAAUCCCAAAGUUGUGGCUCUGUGGGGAGCAAAACUGCAGCUGAUUAAUGCCAGCUGGGACUGGGAGGAUUUGGAGUGUGCUGGAUGUCAACAGGAACCAGUUGUUGGCCCAGCUGAACCCAGUCACCAGUUCUGAUAUGUUCCUUAGCAGCCAUUCAGAGCUGUGACAAGUUCCCAUGGGCCAGCAGUCCAACUGGGAAUUUCCAGUUCUCAAAAAUGUUACUCCUAGCUGUGUUUUUGUUCCUUUAUUGCUGUUUUUGAAAUUCAAAGUAAUCCAUUUUUUUUCUCCUUUUCUCUUUUUCUCCUUGGCUGGGAGUCCUGUUAAAUUUUUUCUUUGCCAUCACCAACAAUCAUCCUCGUAAUACAGCAGCAGCAAAUUUCAGCUCUGGGUGAUGAAUCUCAGGAAAGUUGGACAGGAGCAUUUGGUGUCACCAGAGCAAAACUCAGCAGCCAGAGGAAAAGCCAGCACUCAGCCCAGGGAUAAGCCAGCUCAGCUGUGUAAGAGUUCCUGCCACUGCCUUUCUGCCCUGCUUAGGGAUUUGUACCACAGAGACCUUUAAAGUUUUUGACAUUCCCCUCAAUAUGUGAUGAGGCAGCUUUAUUUUGGAGAUUGCUGUUACUUGAACUGGAAGCAGAUGCAGGGGAAGGGAGCAGGGGCUCAGCUCAGCCUCAGAAAUUUCCGCCUUUUUAAACCAAAAACUUGAGCUUUUCGACACUAGCCAUGACCUUGCACUCCACCAAUGCUUUCCUCUGGAAAUGUGAAUAAAAUUAAUAUACAUUCA